AUGAACUCAAGGAGAGACCACCUCAGUGCCAGCAGAUCAGAGCCCCUCCCAGUCGUCAUCAUCGGCAACGGCCCCUCGGGCAUCUGCUUGUCGUACCUGCUCUCCGGCUACACCCCAUACGUGAGGCAGGAUGCUGUCCACCCAUACCCCCUGCUGCAGCGGAAGCUCUCUGAGGCUACAGGGGUCUCCAUCCUGGACCAGGACCUGAACUAUCUCUCUGAGGGCCUUGAAGGCCGCUGCCAAAGCCCUGUGGCCUUGCUCUUCGACGCCCUCCAGCGACCAGACACGGACUUUGGGGGUGACGUGGAGUCUGUACUGACCUGGAAGUGCCAAAAAGAGCGAGCCGUUCCCCACCUGGUCCUGGGCCGGAACCUGCCAGGGGGCGCCUGGCACUCUAUUGAAGGCUCCAUGGUGACCCUGAGCCACGGCCAGUGGAUGGGGCUCCCCGACCUGCAGGUCAAGGACUGGAUGCGCCGGAAGCGGAGGGGUCUCCGUAACAGCCGGGCCACAGCCGGGGACAUCGCCCACUACUACCGGGACUAUGUGAUCAACAAGGGCCUGAGCCCCAACUUCGUGUCCGGUGCCGUGGUCACGGCUGUGAAGUGGGGGGAGCCAGAGCCCACCGACCCCAGUGUGCUGGACCCCCAACCCCUCUUCCAAGUGAGCGGCUUCCUGACUAGCAAGGACCAGAGCCCACAGUCCUUCUCCCUGUGUGCCCGCAAUGUGGUCCUGGCCACGGGCACAUCGGACAGCCGUGCCCGGCUGGACAUCCCCGGAGAGGGCCUGCCCUUCGUCCACCACAAGCUGUCAGCCCUGGAGGUGGCCACGAGGGCAGGCACAGUGACUCCAGCCUCGGAUCCCAUCCUGAUCGUGGGCGCAGGGCUGUCGGCGGCUGAUGCUGUGCUGUUUGCCCGUCACUACAACCUGCCUGUCAUCCAUGCCUUCCGGAGGGCCGUGGACGACCCGGGCCUGGUGUUCAACCAGCUACCCAAGAUGCUGUACCCUGAGUACCACAAGGUGCACCAGAUGAUGCGUGAGCAGUCCAUCCUGUCCCCCAGCCCCUACGGGGGCUACCUCAGCCUCCCCCAGCACCAGCUGCUGCUCUUCAAGGAGGACCACCAGGUCGUGUUCCGGGACCCUGGGGGAGGCCAGAAGGUCUUUGGCGUGUCCCUGGUGCUGGUCCUCAUUGGUUCCCAUCCCGACCUCUCCUUCCUCCCUGGGGGAGGCACCCAGCUUGCUGUGGACCCUGGUCAGCCCCUGAGCUCCAAGAGGAACCCCAUUGACGUGGACCCGUUCACCUACCAGAGCACUCGGCAGCAGGGCCUGUAUGCCAUGGGACCUCUGGCUGGGGACAACUUCGUGCGGUUUGUGCAGGGCGGUGCUCUGGCUGUGGCCAGCUCCCUACAGAGGAAAGAGGCCAGGAGGCCGCCCUAG
This is a messenger RNA of Elephantulus edwardii (Cape elephant shrew), 1434 nucleotides long. RefSeq names its product oxidative stress induced growth inhibitor 1 (gene OSGIN1). NCBI's taxonomy places the organism in Eukaryota, Metazoa, Chordata, Mammalia, Macroscelidea, Macroscelididae. The transcript is spliced from 5 exons. The record is from RefSeq and is a predicted model, not a curated record. The coding region runs from base 1 to 1434 and encodes 477 amino acids.